Messenger RNA from Nicotiana attenuata, 1101 nucleotides. RefSeq lists its product as uncharacterized. The coding region runs from base 1 to 1101 and encodes 366 amino acids. The record is from RefSeq and is a predicted model, not a curated record. NCBI's taxonomy places the organism in Eukaryota, Viridiplantae, Streptophyta, Magnoliopsida, Solanales, Solanaceae. The transcript is spliced from 3 exons.
AUGACUGCUUUCAAUCCCCUUUCUGCUAUUCUUUCUCAAAACAAACUUGAGGGUCCGAAUUAUGUUGAUUGGAAACGAAACUUGGACAUUGUCCUAAUUGCUGAAGAGUACAAAUUUUUGCUCGAUGAGGUGUGUCCAGAGAAACCUGGAGAUGAUGCUACGGAUGAUGAACAAAAGGCUUACCACAAAUGGGUAAAGGCUGAUGAGAUGGCGUGGUGUUACAUUCUGGCAUCCAUGUCAAAUAUUCUGCAACAUCAGCAUCAGUCAAUGGAGUCUACUUAUGACAUUCUGGAAAAUCUCAAAGAAAUAUUUGGAGAUCAGAAUCGUGCGGCUAAGCAGACUGCCAUGAAAGCUCUUCUGAAUACCAAAAUGGUUGAAGGUUCAUCGGUUAGGGACCAUGUUCUGAAGAUGAUGAGUCUUCUGAAUGAAUUUGAGGUCCUAGGAGCUAACAUUGAUAAGGAUACGCAGGUUGAAAUGAUCCUCCAGACUCUACCUGACAGUUUUCAGCAGUUUCGCCUGAAUUAUAAUAUGAACACAAUGGAUUUGUCACUUGCGAAAUUGCUGAAUGAGCUGCAGUCAGCAGAGACUAUUAUCGAGUCACAAGCUCUUCCUGUGGCAUUGAAUUUUGAGGCAGGUGCUUCUUCUAAGCCAAGAGGCGGGCAGAAGAAGAAAAAGGCUCAAAAACCCUCUGUGGUGGUGCAACUGCUGGGGUUUCAGGUAAUGCUGCGGCUAAGUAGAGGAGAAAUCAAUGUUUAUCAAGCAGAUGAAUUGUGGACUGGGCGCAAGCCUAGUCUGCGGCAUAUUCGAGUUUGGGGUUGUCCGGCACAUGUGCUGAAAGGGAAAACAUAUAAAUUGGAGGCAAGAACGGAUGUAUGCGUGUUUGUAGGUUAUCCAAAAGGGACGAAAGGUGGUUUAUUCAAUUGUCCUAAAGAGAAGAAGGUAAUUGUUAGCACAAAUGCUAAGUUUCUUGAAGAGGACUAUUUGAUGAACCAUGUUCCUAGAAGUAAACUCGUUUUACAAGAACUAAGCAAAGGAAUGGGAACUCAGUCAUCUGAAAAACAAAACGACCAGAUGCAAAACCCGAAAGUCGNUGGGGAGUGA